This is a messenger RNA of Gadus macrocephalus (Pacific cod), 3469 nucleotides long. Its product is annotated as phospholipid phosphatase 3-like. Lineage: Eukaryota; Metazoa; Chordata; Actinopteri; Gadiformes; Gadidae. Gene Ontology annotation, biological process: phospholipid metabolic process; canonical Wnt signaling pathway; phospholipid dephosphorylation. Gene Ontology annotation, molecular function: phosphatidate phosphatase activity. The record is from RefSeq and is a predicted model, not a curated record. The coding region runs from base 295 to 1230 and encodes 311 amino acids. The transcript has 6 exons.
CGGACAUCAGCUAUGGGUUUGUGCGGGAGGCGGUAUGUUAAAGUAAGGUAGGCUACUAAACCGGCUUCACACGCAUCCCUAAGAAGUUCACGGGAAGACUUCAAGUAUAGAAGAAGGGAGAAGAAAAUAAUGAAUGAGCAUUUCUUUCCAGAAAUAUAACUUUGUAGAGAGACAAGCAAGUCUAGUUGACUCCUCGUGUAAGAGGACUAGUGUAUGAUCGCUGACUAUUACAGUUCCCACUACAAGCUUGUUUUGUUUUUUAACUUUUUUAUAUAAACGUUACUUAUUGUGUAAAUGCAACGCUGCUUGAUAUAUGAAAAGAGCAUGGCACCAGAAUCCAGGAACGGAGGGCUUUCACUGAACAACAGCGGCAAGGACAACAGCAGGAGAAAGCUUCUGGUCGGAGUGGAUCUGUUCUGCUUGUUUCUAGCUGGCCUUCCUUUCCUGGUCAUCGAGACCAGCGCUGUGCAGCCGUACCGCCGCGGCUUUUACUGCAGCGACGCAUCCAUCAAGUACCCUGCCAAGGGCGGAGACACCAUCAGCGACGGCGUGCUUAGCGCCACCGGCAUUCUAAUCACCAUCCUGUCUAUCAUCGUGGGGGAGAGCUACCGGGUGCGCUUCCUGAACGAGGGCUCCAAGUCCUUCGUGGGGAACCCCUACAUCGCCGCGCUCUACCGGCAGGUGGGCGUGUUCAUGUUUGGCUGCGCCAUCAGCCAGUCCUUCACGGACAUAGCCAAGGUGUCCGUGGGCCGCCUGCGACCUCACUUCCUGGCCGUGUGUAAACCCGACUUCUCCACCAUCAACUGCUCGCUGGGGUACAUCACUGAGUACCAGUGCCAAGGCCCUGAGAGCCGCGUGCAGGAGGCCAGGAAGUCAUUCUUCUCGGGACACGCCUCCUUCUCCAUGUACACCAUGCUGUACCUGGUGUUCUACCUGCAGGCCCGGUUCACCUGGCACGGGGCCCGCACCCUGCGCCCCCUGACCCAGUUCACCCUGGUCAUGCUGUCCUUCUACACCGGCCUGUCCCGGGUGUCCGACCACAAGCACCACCCCGGAGACGUGCUGGCGGGUUUCGUACAGGGCGCCCUGGUGGCCUACUGCAUCGCCUUCUAUGUGUCAGACCUGUUCAAGCCCAAGGGCAGGCGUUCUACCAUCUGCCCGGCGCCCAUAAAGAAAGAUCUCCCUCCAGCGGACAUCAGGGAGCGUAGUAAUCACCUCAUCAUGGCAUAGGGUCGGGGGACCCUAACCUGACCUCUGACUCCCAACAACAAUCACUACUGCAUCCACUGAACCAAAUCUGAACAAUCAGGAUUCAUCAUCAACGUCUCACAUCCGAGAAGAAGACGAGUUAGUGGAGCUUCUGCCUUAUGUAUUUAGCCAAAACGCAACACUAUCUAAAUGUGAAACUAAAUGCUAAAGGCUAGCUAGCUUAUUGCUAAGUAAGAAAGAUGCCUGGACAGCUUCAAUAGCGAGACGAAAGCAAGCAUCCAGGGCUCUUCCUCGCUUCCUACCCCACUUGCCAACGACUCUCCACGAACUAAACAAAGAAACUGUGAAACAGAGGUGGGGAAUUGAGAGGAGUGGUGGCGCGACGGACGCCGUGAGAUGUUAACUGCUACCGUGCUUUGCUGUGGCCCAGAGUGGAAAACUCUGUCUGUUCACUCACCGCAAACCGGCUGGGACACAAACUAUUGACAACGGAACAAAUUCCUUAUUACAGGAAGGAUGUUUGAAUGGUAUUAGUUAUAUAUAUAUAUAUAUAUAUAUAACAUAUAUAUCUCUAUGUGUGUAUAUGUAUUUGUGUGUCUGUGUGUGUGUGUGUGUGUGUGUGUGUGUGUGUGUGUGUGUGUGUGUGUGUGUGUGUGUGUGUGUGUGUAUGUAUAUGUAUGUGUGUUAAUCAAAGAAGAGUUACCUAUAAGUUUGAUGCAUAGCACAAUUUUAUCCAAAGUCAUUAUUAAUUGUCACCACUUUAACAAACUAAAGUGAAGCCAUUCUGGAAAAGCUUUGUAAGUGCGUUAUUUUUUAAUAUUAGAUAAUAAUAAUGAUGUCCAUCAUUAUAAUUGUUAGCGGGCCGACGGUAACUGGAAUGUACAGUGAACUGUUGUGUGAUGGAUGGGAAGAGGGGGGCUUUUUCUGCUGGCAUGGAAGGGCCCCAACUGAGCCUGUUAAUGAAAUGACUGUCUGUGCACCAGAGCUCACUGCUCACAAGAGUGAUGAUUCUGAAUGAGGGCGCGUAUGUUUUUACCUGUGUAUUUGUCUGGACGUUUUUCUCUGUCUCUGUCUCUUAGUCUGUGUCUGUCUGUGUCUGUCUGUCUAUCAGUCUACGGCUGCAUGUGCAUAUGUGUUCAUGAUAAUGCUUCUUUUUGGAAAUACUGAAUUGCUGUUUUUGUUUUGCUCCACUGAAAGCCUCUUAAAACAUUGUUCUGCAUUAGCUCGAGUGCCACACAGCACUCAUUGUGUUCAAUGAGUACCUCUGUACCUCAGCAAAGCCAAUGGGUUCAACAGUUUAGUUUAGCCAGUCAAAAACCCAGUAGAACAAUGUCUUAAGACAGGUAUCAGUUGAGUAGAGAAUACUUCAACACAGCUGAGACUGGACAGGGGGGGGAAAAUUGACAAAAAAAACUCACAAACACUGUGGAACUCAUUUUUAAACUUGGCAUACUCAGUUCAUGAGAACCUGCAUGAUAAUACUACUACACCAAGUACACCAGGACCUGCACAAUGAACCGGGACCUGCACAAACAAUAGUUGUUUUGUACAUUUUUGUGAAACCACGAGGUGCCGAAAGAAAGUAUAAGCCGAUUGUGACAAAGGAAAUUUGUAUUACAUAAUCAUAUUUUUUAAUGAGUCAAUAUUGCUGUCAUUAAGGCACUGCAUCAUUGUUAUUGUUAAUUACAUGUUUUUUGUGUAAUGUGUUUUUUGCAAGACAUUGCUGUUCUUCAAAGUUCAGCAACAUGUAGUUAGACCGGUGAGUCUCUUCGCAGAGGUUCAGAUUAAAGACCACUUCAAACUGACCUGAGUUCAGUUGAAUUUAUUGGCACAAAUGAUGCUCUUACUUUGUUAACGUUAAUAAGGAGCCUAUCUCUUUCUUUUCUGCCCUAGAAAUCUUUGUUACAUUACCAUAUGAAAGUAUUUAGGCUAAAUGUACUCAAUACUGAAUGCUUGUGUUUCCUUUACAUUUGUUAAACCAAUGCCUACUAAUUCCUGAAAAGCAUUGAGACCUGUGUAUGAUGUCCACCAUGCUGCUUUCCGAGGCGUUCAUUGACUGAUGUAAUGAAGUGGGCUACACAUACGUUAGCAUUUAAGGAAAAUACAAAAAAGCAUUCCCAAAGCAGAUUGCUCCAGUGCAUUUGUUAAAAAUAAUUGAAGUUCUGAUAUUUUUAAAAUGUCUCGUAUGAGUUUUUGUUUGCCAAGGCCAAAUGUUUCAUCGAACAUCGUCAUGUCUAAUAAAAAAAAUACAGAAGAUCAA